Messenger RNA from Amorphotheca resinae ATCC 22711, 210 nucleotides. RefSeq lists its product as hypothetical. Lineage: Eukaryota; Fungi; Ascomycota; Leotiomycetes; Helotiales; Amorphothecaceae. Gene Ontology annotation, cellular component: mitochondrial outer membrane; mitochondrial outer membrane translocase complex. Bases 39 to 197 code for a protein of 52 amino acids. The transcript is spliced from 5 exons. Gene Ontology annotation, biological process: protein import into mitochondrial matrix; protein insertion into mitochondrial outer membrane. The record is from RefSeq and is a predicted model, not a curated record.
CCAAGAUCGACUCCGCAUAUUAUCAGAUCAAGCCCGAUAUGCAACUCUCAGAAGAAACCAAGGAGCGCAUUGGCAAGGUCAUUGACUUGUCCCGCGUUGCCAUUCAUUAUGGCUACCUCCCCCUGAUUCUCUACCUUGGCUACACCCGCAGCGAGCCGCGACCAUCAAUCAUCCGACUCUUCUCCCCUCUCGCAUAAGCUCGACUCCUUU